Messenger RNA from Amphimedon queenslandica, 1074 nucleotides. RefSeq lists its product as uncharacterized. NCBI's taxonomy places the organism in Eukaryota, Metazoa, Porifera, Demospongiae, Haplosclerida, Niphatidae. The transcript has 2 exons. The record is from RefSeq and is a predicted model, not a curated record. The coding region runs from base 82 to 822 and encodes 246 amino acids.
CUCCCUCCUGCUAAUGAAGAAGGUUCCUCUCUCCCUGUACUAAGACGAAGGUGCUCAAUAUGGCGGAGCGGUCUCCGCUGGAUGAGUGACGAUGGUAUGUGGGUAAUGGUCCAUUUCACUAACAACAACAGGACUCUACAGCUAGUAAUGGCAUCACCAAUAGGCCAAUGUUUAUCAGUUGUUCGCUACAGGUCAAAAGUUAUAGCAACAAUUCUGAAUGCAAAAGAAAAGUUCUGUAAAGGCCUUCAGUGCUACGAUGUUUUUCAGAGUCCCCAAUGGGCUCUGCUUCCUACAGGUGAGGAGUUUAAACUCUCUCGCUCUAAAAAAGGAGUGUUUCGUUUAAUUGAGAUCAGUCAAAGGAUCAUUAACCAGAGGGAUCCCGACGAGCCUUGCAUCAUCACUGAUGUAUCAGGGACCUGUAACAUCUCAACUAAGGAUCUGUUUUUGUUUGAAGUCUACAAUGGAUUCUCCACUUCAGUGCUACAGACCUUGUUUCAGCCUGCAAACCAAGAGGAUCUAGUCUCUGAUGAAUUUAUACUAGAACUCACUGAGGCAAUGAGAUACAUAUGUAGUGAGUAUAAUCCUUUGAAAAUUGCCACUUCGAUAUUGGGUCUUCCUAAAAGGAGAGCAAAUGAGUUUGUCCGUCGAGAUAAUUCCGAUUUUGAUAACUGCAUGUCUGUAUUAAAGCUCUGGAUUAAAGACAGUGAUAUGCCAAGUUACAGGAACUUACGAACAUGUUUCGAUGAACUGAGUGUAUUUGCUGGUCGGAAUCCACUCGAUUUGGCAGCUAUCAAAGACACAUGUAGAGUUGAGAGUCGUUGAAGUUUCUUACAGUUACAGAGUCAGUAUAGUUCACAUCAUUACCUUGUCCCCUCCCUAUCCUGUUUACAUUGUUGUUGUUGUUUUAUUAUUAUUAUUAUUAUUAUUAUUAUUAUUAUUAUACAUGUACAACAAUAUCAUUUCAUUUUGUGACAAAUAUAAAAAUAGUUAUUGUUAUUGCUAUGAUUAUAAUAUCGACUGCUAAAAUUUUUGAUGCUGAUGAAACUGAGAAUGAUAGAGAUGAAAGUGAAAAUC